Molecule: messenger RNA, 873 nt
Organism: Cimex lectularius (bed bug)
Lineage: Eukaryota; Metazoa; Arthropoda; Insecta; Hemiptera; Cimicidae
Product: cysteine-rich with EGF-like domain protein 2-B
Exons: 2
Coding region: 1-873 (290 amino acids)
Molecular function (GO): calcium ion binding
Source: RefSeq, a predicted model, not a curated record
AUGGACAGAACGAACAAGAAACAUUUCGGAGGCGGUGACGCGGCAUGGGAAGCUGAAAAAUUAGGAAACUACGCUCACAGUGAAGUUCGGCUAAUGGAGGUCUUGGAACACUUAUGCUCUGAUGUAGUGAAAGGUCAAAGCCAGUGUUAUAGGCUGGUCGAAGAGUGGGAAGAAGCUAUCGAGAAAUGGUGGUUCAACAAGAAGCCCGGAAUUCUUCAUGACUGGUUGUGCAUAAAUGAAACAAAGUCAUGCUGCCCGGUCGAUCACUUCGGUCUGCAAUGCACUCCUUGCCCUGGAUAUCCAGACGUCUGUACGAAUAACGGUAAAUGUAAUGGGUCCGGUACUAGAGAAGGCAAUGGGAAGUGCAUCUGUUCUUGCAGAUACACCGGCGCUAAUUGUGAUAAAUGCGCAGAUAACUUUUACGAAGAUAGAAGCGACAAUUACCUUUUUUGUUUAGAAUGUGACAAAGCUUGCAAAGGUUGUACUGGAGCGAGGAGAGAAAACUGUAUCGAGUGUAACAACGGUUGGGAAAAAAAUAAAAACGGCUGUGUUGAUAUAAACGAAUGCAAAUUAAAAGGCACGUGCAAAAAUAAUGAACAUUGCGUUAACAAAGAUGGACACUUCGAAUGUCUACCGUGUGACAAAUCUUGCAACCGCUGUCAUGGAAUUGGCCCGGAUAUGUGUGACAAAUGCACCACUGGAUACCGCCUUCAUUAUGGUGUUUUUGAGGAGUUGAUACAGAAGAGCUCUUGCCUACUGCAACCUAAACAGGUCUAUUGUGGAACCGCUGUUGCUUAUAGUCAUAACUUGGAAAGUGCACACUUUCCUUGGUGCCUCAGUGGUGGAUCAGGACGGCUAGGUGUUUUCAGGUGA